Cygnus olor (mute swan) is the source of this 570-nucleotide messenger RNA. RefSeq names its product olfactory receptor 14C36-like. NCBI's taxonomy places the organism in Eukaryota, Metazoa, Chordata, Aves, Anseriformes, Anatidae. The transcript has a single exon. Gene Ontology annotation, molecular function: olfactory receptor activity. The coding region runs from base 1 to 570 and encodes 189 amino acids. Gene Ontology annotation, biological process: G protein-coupled receptor signaling pathway. The record is from RefSeq and is a predicted model, not a curated record. Gene Ontology annotation, cellular component: membrane.
AUGGCCUAUGACCGCUAUAUUGCCAUCUGCAAACCCCUGCACUACGGGAGCCUCCUGGGCAGCAGAGCUUGUGCCCAGAUGGCAGAAGCUGCCUGGGGCAGUGGUUUUCUCAAUGCUGUGCUGCACACGGCCAAUACCUUUUCCCUCCCCCUCUGCCAAGGCAAUACCCUGGACCAGUUCUUCUGUGAAAUUCCCCAGAUCCUCAAGCUCUCCUGCUCAGAUGCCUACCUCAGGGAAGGUCGUCUUAUCAUGUUUAGUGCCUGUUUAACCAUUGGUUGUUUUGUUUUCAUUGUGGUGUCCUAUGUGCAAAUCUUCAGGGCAGUGCUGAGGAUGCCCUCGGAGCAAGGAAGGCACAAAGCCUUUUCCACGUGCCUCCCUCACCUGGCCGUGGUCUCUCUGUUUCUCAGCACUGUCAUGUUUGCCCAUCUUAAGCCCCCCUCGAUCACUUCCCCAUCCCUGGACCUGGUGAUUUCAUUUCUGUACUCAGUGGUGCCUCCAACAGUGAACCCAAUCAUCUACAGCAUGAGGAACCAGGAGCUCAAGGAUGUCUUAAGGAAACUGAUGCAUUAA